GCGAAAGUGAAUGUUCAUUCAAAGAACUCUCUGAGUGAGCAUGAGUUAUGUUGUGUUGAGCACAAUUUUAUCCACGUACCAGUUUGGGAGUUUGAGCGGUAUCAGUUAAUAAAGCAUUCAUGAGGUGUUGCAUGUGUGAAGUGUCGCACUUUUAGCCUUGAGGUGCACAUUUCAUUAUCUGCUCAUGGUCAGAGUCAGGAGCGUUGUCUGUUGUGAGAAAUGGAGCCUGAAUCUUCCGGAUGCUAUUCUCUGGAUUGUGGAGGAGCUCUGGGAAAGUCCAAAGACUGUAAAAUGAGGAGGGGUUCUGAGGGCAUAAAAUGUCGUUUUCUGGAAGAUGCAAAUUUUGACCUCUUUAACAAGAGCCUCCAGAGGAGCAUCUCCAUACGAAGCACCAGUACAAUAGAGGAGGAGAAGGGUAAUCAUACAGACAGACACUUUAAUCGCUGUAGUUUCAAGAACCAUAGCAAAACUUUUUUCAAACAUUUUCCAGAUCUCUCUGAGACGGAUGAUUUAAUUCAUGCUUUCACCUGUGCCCUCCAAAAGGAAGUGCUCUACCACGGCAAGAUGUACGUGUCCCACCAGCAUGUGUGUUUCUACUCCUCUGUUCUACUGAAAGAGACUAAGGUCCAGAUAGAUGUGUCUGACAUCCAGAUUAUAAAGAAGAAGAACACAGCACGGGUUGUACCCAAUGCAAUCUCCAUCAUCACCAACACUGGUGACAAAUACCUGUUUGGAUCGCUACACAGUCGAGACGUGUGUUUCAAGGUCCUGAAGUCUUUAUGUCCACAGCUACAGUAUGUAAGAGCCAACGGAGGCCCUCAAAUGUCUUCUGCAGAAAACGUCCAUGAAAUGGAAGGCGACACAAUUUCCAGUCACUCCAGUCAGGAGGACAGUACAGACCCUCAUAGAUUCUCUGAUCCAGGGCGGGACAGGAAGACAGUCCACAGUGUUCCCUUAUCAUCGUCAGAAUCCAACCCUUCCCACGUUGAAGCAAGAAACAACUCUGCAUUAUGGAACGGCACCAACAGAGAUAGCGGUUCGUCAGAAGAGAACACAGGCGUCUCCUGGGUGGCCGUGGUAACAGAGAAGAUCAGAUAUUUCCUCUCCUUCGGAGGCACAACCAGCAUCAACAGACUCAUCACUGUCUAUCUCAUACUAGCUCUGCUCCUGCUCCUGUCAUCCGGCUAUAUUGGUCUGCGUAUUGCAGCUUUGGAAGAGCAGCUAAGCGCACUGGGAUCAGCGACUGAGCUCGGCCUACAGAGAUCGUAUAAGGAAACAUAACACCUUGCAUACAUGAAGAACCUGAAAGACACUGAAGGUGUCAAAACAAGGAACUUCUCGUCUCUUAACAUGCAGCGCAACAUGAGUCUUUGCUGCCACAGUGAACUGAUCGAGAAUCAAUCUGAAGCCAGAAGACUAUAUUCCCAGCAGGUCUGCUUAGACUCAGGCUCCAGCCGUGUCCCAAAUAGUGCACCGCAUUUGUCUGGGUGAUGUAACUGAAUGGAGAAUUAACUCUUUCAUGCAUGGCAUCCAACUUCAGGUACAGCGGAAUUCAAAGAUUAAAGGUGUUAAGAUUAAAUAUAAAUAAAGAUUAAAAAUAAAUAGAAAUAAAGUCAGAGUCAUUAGAUCAUUAAUUUAAUGGAUUAAGCUUUAAAAUAAACAUUAUUGUGAUCAAGGUUGCCAGGUCUGUGUUAUUUAUUCUCUCUCUAUUCAAAUACAUUUUGAAAAAGGUUACGGUAAACAAAGGGUGUGUGUUAGUAUAGACAAUGUCAUUUCAGUGUGCAAGUUAUAUGUGGAUUAUGAUCAUACCAAAGAACAUACUGCAAGUCAGAAAAACACACCACAGUGCACUUGUUUCCCCAGACAAAUAAAAACAAAUGGCCUUAAUUUCAGUACAUUAAAUGUAGUUUGUCUGGUUAUUUUGCUGAGACAUGGCAACCCUUAUCUAAAUAAACACCCCAAGCUUUCUAUCCAGGACACAUUGACUAUACUUCUUUAAACCAGCUGUCCACAUACAUGGACAUGUCCUGGAUAUAAUUGCACUUUUUCAUUAAAAAAGUUUUAGACUUAAAAGUUUAAGUUCGAAUAAAAAUUACUCCAAAACACAUGCAGUUUAUUAAUGUCUUGAUAGUCAGACCACAGUGGUCUAUACAAUAAAAAUACAUAAAAAAGUUAAUUUAUUGUUAGUAGUACAUUAUUAUUUAAACUUAGAAUUUAUGCAUGAAAGGGUUAAUGCAUGGGACAUGAAGAUCUACUACAUAGGACCCAAGACAUCCCUCGGCCUAGCUCUCUUGGGCCUUUAAGCUAUAUAUCUUUUUUAAUAGAUAUUCUUUUAAUGUUUUUUUUUUAGAAUGUUUUUUCUUUUCAUUUGUCUUUGCCUUUUUGCAUUCAAUGUUAAAAUCGUAUAAACAGAAUUAAUCUAAUGCUUCAUCAGUUCACUGUAAUGUACUUGCAGUAAACACGGGCUGUUAUCUGCUUUCAUUUCCAUCAGCUUUUCUUUCUCUUUGCUGUGCUGUGCAUAGAACAUUAUCUCCACCGCAUCCACGUUUUUAAAUAUUUCUCUUCUUUCUUUUCUCUAAGAAACAAAAACUUCUGAUGUUGAUUUCUUUCUGUCUGAUUAUCAGCAGGCACUUAAUUGUUAGUUAAUUUACUGUUUGUGCUUCAUUUUUCCAGCGUAUUAAUGUACAUUGAGCUAAGUGUAUCUUUUAUUUACACAGAAUUAUAUUUGAACUAUGAUGAAAUGAUUAAAUAAAAAUCUCUAUAUUUUUUCUUUAAAAUGUGUGAAUUUAUCAGACCUUGAAGUGCCAUUGAAGUACAUGCAUGGGAGCGUUUUAGAUUAGAUUUAAAAAGUAAAAGGUUUAUUUCCAGAACAUUAUUUAAAUACAAUUUUGUACAUUUAUUAGGAGCACAGAGCUUCGAUGUUGCUCAAUUACUGUAAUGAGUUUGUCUGUGUUUUGCCCUGUAUCUGUCUCCACCUGCAGCACCACCCUGGCCAUCAACUCCGCUAUGGUCUCUGGCUCGACCUGUGGCACCACCCUGGCUCCCAGCCCUGCUCUGGUCUCUGUCUCCACCUGCAGCACCACCCUGGCCGUCAAAUCCACUAUGGUCUCUGGCUCGACCUGU
This is a messenger RNA of Tachysurus vachellii, 3123 nucleotides long. Its product is annotated as GRAM domain-containing protein 2B-like. The transcript has 13 exons. Lineage: Eukaryota; Metazoa; Chordata; Actinopteri; Siluriformes; Bagridae. The coding region runs from base 220 to 1281 and encodes 353 amino acids. The record is from RefSeq and is a predicted model, not a curated record.